GUACGUAGCCAGCCAUGCAGGACCAUGUGCAGCAGCGGAGCGGCGACCACGACAUCGCCGCCGAUGAGAUCCCAGCCAACGGCCACAAGCCAGGGAAGGCCGUCACGGCGUCGGUGUACCGGGCUAAGAUCGCCGGGCACUCGAGGGUCGUCACCGUGUCGUGGUCGCGGGACCUCCUCUCGCACUCGUUCGCCGUCUCCGUCACCGGCGUCGACGGCGCCUCCGUGGAGUGCAGGGUCGACCUCCGCCCCUGGCAGUUCUGGCGGCGCGCCGGCUCGCGCCGCGUCGAGCUCGCCGGCACCGCGCCGGCCGCGCUCCGCGUGCUGUGGGACCUCCGCCGCGCGCGGUUCGGGGCCGGGAUCCCCGAGCCGCGGGCGGGGUACUACGUCGCCGUGGAGGCCGCCGGCGAGGUGGUUCUCGUGGUCGGCGACAUGCGCAAGGACGCGCUCCGGCGGGCGGCCCCGUGCGCGGCCGCGGCGUGCGAUGCCACCCCCGUGGCGCGGCGGGAGCACGUGUUCGGCAAGCGGCGGUUCGCGGCCAAGGCCCGGUUCCACGACCAGGGCGCGGUGCACGACAUCGCGAUCGAGUGCGGCGGCGGCGGCGAGGGCGGCGACGCCGACAUGGAGAUGACGAUCGCCAUCGACGGCGAGGAGGCGGUGCAGGUGAAGCACCUCCAAUGGAAGUUCAGGGGCAACCAGUCCGUCACCUUCAGCCGAGCAAAGGUGGAGGUCUACUGGGACGUCCAUGACUGGCUCUUCAGCGCCGGCAUGCGCCCCGCCCUCUUCGUCUUCCGCCCCAUCGUCCUCUCCAGCGCCUCCGCCCCCGCCGGCGCCAUGCUCCUCGAUGCCUCGCCGCCGCCGCCCACCGGCUUUUGUCUCUACCUCUAUGCCUGGAAGCUCGAAUGAUCGUCCAUCAUAGCUUCCAUUAGCUCGGCUGGCUCUGAUACCAUACCAUGUUUAUGAGAUCGGAUUCUUUUCUCGAUCGAACGAAAAUGCGAGGCAAGGGGAGGAGUAAGAAUUUCUUUUUUCAUUUUGUAAUUUUUGAGGAAGGAAACAUAUAUAAUUGGAUAUAAUUAAUUAAUUCUUCUAAUCAAGAGGC
Molecule: messenger RNA, 1098 nt
Organism: Oryza brachyantha (malo sina)
Lineage: Eukaryota; Viridiplantae; Streptophyta; Magnoliopsida; Poales; Poaceae
Exons: 1
Coding region: 15-905 (296 amino acids)
Source: RefSeq, a predicted model, not a curated record